AUGGAUUUCGUCGCCCAAAUCGUGAUCUGGGGGACUACCCUUAUUAUCUCCCACUUGCUGUGGAAUUACUGCCGGUCUCCGUUGAAGUCAUUUCCAGGGCCAUUCCGUGCCAAAUUCACCAAUGUAUGGCGCUUUCAGGAUGUUUUUAAGGGUCGCUGUGAAAUCACCCAUAUUGAGCUUCACCGAAAACAUGGACUUGCAGUCUGCAUGGGCCCCAACGUGUUAAGUCUCUCUGAUCCUAAGCUGAUCAACCAAAUAUAUUCUACUAAGGAUCCAUGGCUCAAAAGUGACAUGUACAUUGUAAACGACACCUUGGUUUCCGGGGUUCGUGUCAAAAACCUUUUCUCCUUUCAGGAUGAGCAAGUUCAUGCCAAGUACAAUCGGCCUGUCAAGAAUCUGUAUUCCAUGACCAGAGUCCAAGAUAUGGAGCCUGGCGUCGACAUGACCAUCAAUCUUCUACUUGAAAAGCUGCACGAAAGAUUUAUAUCAACAGGCAAUACCUGCGAGAUGAGCAAGUAUAUCAACUACUUCGCAUGGGAUGCCAUGAGCCAAAUCUCUUAUUCUAAGAACCUGGGGAUGCUGGAGGCGGGGAGCGAUCGCUUCGGGAUCUUGGAAGUUUCCAACAAAGCCUUGGACUAUUUCGCCUCGGUUUGCCAGAUGCCAACACUGGAUCUUUUCCUAGACAAGAACCCCAUUCAUCGCGUGGGACCUCCGAGUUUUGGAUGGGUCGUAAAAUUCAGCCAAGAACAGACCGAAAAGCGUCUGACAGAGGGGAAGCCGUCACAAAAGAACUAUAUAGACUUCCUAGAUCAUUAUAUCGAGGCCAAAAACAAAAUGCCGGAUAUAGUGAAUGAUUACAUCGUCCAGAUGUACCUAUACUCUAAUAUCGCGGCUGGCAGCGACACGACUGCAAGUACCAUGGCCGGAGCGGUCUACUACAUCUUGAAAAACCGGUCUGUGUACAACCGUCUGCGGGAGGAACUUCGCGGUGCUGGUUUAUCUACGCCGGCACAGUGGAAGGAGAUCCGAAGUCUGACUUAUCUGGACGCCGUCAUGCGCGAGGCCAUGCGCAUCCAUCCUGGGAUCGGGCUCUUGAUUGAGAGGGUCGUUCCCAAGGGUGGAUUCAUGCUCCCUGACGGACGGUUUGUUCCCGAGGGGACCAUCGUUGGCAUGAAUCCGUGGGUUAUUAACCGCAACGAGUCCGUCUUUGGGGCCGAGCCUGAUUCGUUCAAGCCUGAGCGGUGGCUGCCGGUAGAGGGUGAGACUGACGAGGCAUAUCAGGCUAGAUUUUCGAAGAUGAAAGGUACAGACUUCACCUUUGGUGCAGGAACAAGAGCAUGUCUGGGGAAACAUAUUUCCCAGUUAGAGAGCUAUAAGUUUGUGGCCACAUUAUUUGCUAAUUUUGAUGUGGAGCUCGCCAAUCCUGAUUCUGAAUGGAAAGUAACCAAUUCCUGGUUUGUGAGACAGGAGAAUAUUCCAGUUGUCAUCAAGGAAAGGAAGGUUUAA
This is a messenger RNA of Aspergillus alliaceus, 1506 nucleotides long. RefSeq names its product cytochrome P450. Gene Ontology annotation, molecular function: heme binding; oxidoreductase activity, acting on paired donors, with incorporation or reduction of molecular oxygen; monooxygenase activity. NCBI's taxonomy places the organism in Eukaryota, Fungi, Ascomycota, Eurotiomycetes, Eurotiales, Aspergillaceae. The transcript is spliced from 5 exons. Bases 1 to 1506 code for a protein of 501 amino acids. The record is from RefSeq and is a predicted model, not a curated record.